Thermothielavioides terrestris NRRL 8126 is the source of this 1737-nucleotide messenger RNA. RefSeq lists its product as uncharacterized. Gene Ontology annotation, biological process: nucleobase-containing compound metabolic process. Gene Ontology annotation, molecular function: 3'-5' exonuclease activity; nucleic acid binding. The transcript is spliced from 3 exons. Bases 266 to 1633 code for a protein of 455 amino acids. The record is from RefSeq and is a predicted model, not a curated record. Gene Ontology annotation, cellular component: nucleus; cytoplasm. Lineage: Eukaryota; Fungi; Ascomycota; Sordariomycetes; Sordariales; Chaetomiaceae.
GCCUGGGCUGCCGCCAUCGCCUUUCUCCAUCUCUGUGGUUGGCUUCUUUGACGGCGGCGGGAGUUCAAGCGUCAUGAAGGUUUGCAGUCAUGGCGCUUUCCGUUCGUUCAACAGCGUGUAUUUCCCGUUGCGCUCCGCCCUGCCAAUGAGGCCAUUCUCCUCACGUGGAGCGAGGACAGUUGCCUUUCUCGAGCGACAGCGUUGCCGCCGUCGCUGCUUUUCCCUGCCGCGCUCUCACAGAGUGUUGUUUCGAAAUUUCCUGAGCAUGUCCAGCAGGAAAGCCACACAUCAACUGUGGGAUGUGAGCCGGGGCAUCGUGUUUGCCGGCGGCAGCGGCAGCAGCAGCGGCUCGGUGUAUCCUCGCCUGCCGCCGGUAAGGCAUCAAAGUGUGCCAGCAGGCCCAGCUGCUGCUGCUCCGAAAGGGGGUUCGGCUGUGAUGCCGUCUCUUCUGCCAACGGGCAACGCGCUUGAACAGCUCUCUGCUGGCCAGGGGGCGGUGGGUGUGCAGGGCAAUGUCGCAACCACUUGGACGGUGACCCAUACCACUGCCGUAACGGUCGCCGGUUUUUGCUCCACAGCCGCAGUGGACGGAGACGCUACCGAGAAUGAGGACACUGCCGCCGGGCCCAAUGUCGCAGAAGCACCCAAGCGGAAGGACAUGGGCCCUCUUUCUCCGCCGUUCACUCCUCUAGAGUUCAAAAUCCCAGAGGAGACAUACCGCGAGGCCAAACAGGCUGCCGAGGGAUCCCCCAAGUCGUUCUGGACGUACGACAUGUACAGAGGCCCCGGCAAGGACGGCUCACCCGACGCCAAGGUCAAGGUUCAUUACUGCACCAGCAUGCGGACCACGGAACGAGUCAUCCAGCAGUACUUCAUGGAUGAGAAGAUCCUCGGGUUUGACUUGGAGUGGAUGGUCAAUGCUCCGAAGUCCUUUGGCCCCAGGAAGAACGUCUCCCUCAUUCAGCUGGCCUCCCCCAGCCGAAUUGGUCUUUUUCAUGUUGCCGCAUAUCCUCGGAAAGAUAGCCUGGUCGCCCCGUCACUGAAGAGACUCAUGGAAGACUCCGCCAUCACAAAGGUUGGCGUUUGCAUCAAGGGUGACUGCACGCGUCUGUCCGCGUUUCUGCACAUCAAGACUCGUGGCCAGUUUGAAUUGAGUCAUCUCUACAAGCUCGUCAAAUAUUCGGAGAUCAAUAUGCCGGGUGCCAUCAAUAAGAGGACGGUUUCACUUGCGGCUCAGGUUGAGGAUUGUCUUGGCCUACCUUUAUUCAAAGGCGGCGAUGUGCGUAAGAGCAACUGGAGCCAACGGCUAGAUAUGGAGCAGAUUCGCUACUCGGCGUCCGACGCCUACGCCGCUCUUCAACUCUACGCAGUCCUCGAUCACCAAAGAAAAAACCUCAACCCUGUCCCUCCACUCCCUUAUCACGCCGAGCUCAACUUGCCGAUCAGGCUCACUGAAGACCAACCCCCAACAAGCUCAGAAGAGGAAGAUCCCGAUCUUGUCUUGGCUCCUGGAGAAAACAUCACCCCCGUAGAUUGCUCAGCGGACCUCGACCCUUGCGGCCUCAGCAACAGCAGCAUUGAUUCCAACCCGCCCCUCCGCGGUCCGAACGCCUCUCUUCGUCAACCAAGUUGACCGCAGUUUCAAACCGCGGGUCUGAACUUAUAUCACGUCCAGCAACGGGGUUCAAGCCUUGGCGGACCACCAAACAACUCACUAGUCAACUCACCGACUCACAC